Molecule: messenger RNA, 523 nt
Organism: Thunnus maccoyii (southern bluefin tuna)
Lineage: Eukaryota; Metazoa; Chordata; Actinopteri; Scombriformes; Scombridae
Gene: polr2k
Product: RNA polymerase II, I and III subunit K
Exons: 4
Coding region: 120-296 (58 amino acids)
Biological process (GO): DNA-templated transcription
Cellular component (GO): RNA polymerase III complex; RNA polymerase II, core complex; RNA polymerase I complex
Molecular function (GO): DNA binding; zinc ion binding; DNA-directed RNA polymerase activity
Source: RefSeq, a predicted model, not a curated record
GGACCAAUCAGAAGCCACGUUGCUGCGAGGUAGAAGAAGACUACGCGUGUGCGCAGGCAGUAGUGUGAGAUGAAAAGAGAGGUAAACAGCUAACUGUUAGCGAGUAAAACGGGUCAAAAAUGGAUUCACAGAAAGAUUUACAGCCACCCAAACAGCAGCCUAUGAUCUACAUAUGUGGAGAGUGUCACACUGAAAAUGAAAUUAAGGCUCGUGAUCCAAUCCGAUGCAGAGAGUGCGGUUACAGGAUCAUGUACAAGAAGAGAACAAAGAGAUUGGUUGUUUUUGAUGCCCGGUGAAGAAGAGGAGAGCUGCAGUUUUGAUUGUUUUUGUUCUGUGCUAUUUUUCUAGUUAUGACCAUGUAAAUAAAUAACCCAAUCACCUCUGACCACCAGGCCUGGCAGCAGAUUUAUGAAUUCUAGUUAAAACUCACAAUUUUCAUGUGGACACAAACAGAACUGUGUGUUUUUACUGAAGAGUGAUGGAUGAAAGUUUUGGUUUAUUAAAAACAUGAUUUUUCACUGAC